Armigeres subalbatus is the source of this 668-nucleotide messenger RNA. RefSeq names its product general odorant-binding protein 99a-like. Lineage: Eukaryota; Metazoa; Arthropoda; Insecta; Diptera; Culicidae. The record is from RefSeq and is a predicted model, not a curated record. Bases 119 to 535 code for a protein of 138 amino acids. Gene Ontology annotation, biological process: sensory perception of smell. Gene Ontology annotation, molecular function: odorant binding. The transcript has 2 exons.
CCAGUCGAUAUAAAAGCAACCGGUACUACCAUAUUCCACUAUCAGUUCCAAUUUUUCUUCAUACAUCGUUGAUCGUUGCACGUACCUUCGGGAGCCAGCUUCGCAUAAUUUUAGCAAGAUGAAACUAUUAAUUGCCGUAUUCGCUCUUAUCGCAGUGGUUGCUGCCGACUUCAAAGUUUCCACCUCGGAGGAUCUGCUGCAGUACCGCACGGAGUGUGUCUCUGCGCUGAACGUUCCGGCCGAAUACGUGGAGAAGUUCAAGAAGUGGGAAUUCCCCGAAGACGAUACCACCAAGUGCUACAUCAAGUGCGUGUUCAAUAAGAUGCAGCUGUUCGAGGAUACUGAAGGCCCUCUGGUCGAUAAUUUGGUCCAGCAGCUGGCUCACGGUCGCGACGCUGACGAAGUCCGCACGGAGGUGCUGAAGUGCGUGGAUAAGAAUACGGACAACAACGCUUGCCACUGGGCAUACCGCGGAUUCCAGUGCUUCCAGAAGAAUAAUCUGUCCCUGAUCAAGGCCAGCAUCAAGAAGGAUUGAGAGAAAUAGUGAUUGGAAUGACGUGAGCUGCAGUUAUGAUACAAGUGUCUAGUUGAAAAGCUGAAAACGAUGAAGAUAGAUGAGGAAUUCGAGGAAUAAAUAAAAUGUUUUUGUUGAAGGUUCAUUUCACAUA